CCUGCAUACAGUGAUGGAGGGUGGAGGAGGAGGAGACAACCCCAGUGGGGAGAAGGGCACUGACUAUACUGUGACCUCUGGUGUGGCCACCACUGAGACCAUGACUGCUCUGCCGACAAUUGGCAAGGGCAAGAAGAAGAAGGGCAAGAAGAAGGCGACGCCGACGAUGGCUGCUCUGGAGGCCAUGCUGCUGUCGAGUGACAAGGCCUCGUCGCGUCGUGGAGGAAACCGCGGAAAGGGUCGUCGCGGGCGUGGUCGUGGACGCGGACGUGGACGUGGUCGUGGCCGUGGUCGCGGGCGCGGACGUGGACCGGCGCUCAUCCGCGAGGAUGACGUGCUCGCCGGCCCGUUCUCCAACCCAGCGUUCAACAAGCCCAAGAAGAACACGCGUCCGAGCACCGGCGGCGGCGGUGGCGGCGGUGGUGGCUCUGGUGGCUCUCGCAGCUCCAGGACGUCGUCCAAGAAGGGCCGAACCGGCGUUCGAAUGGACGUCCGUAUCUCGCAGGCCGCGCGCGAGGCGGUGGGCAGGGUCGCGCCCGCUCGAGCCGGGCGGUCCGGCCUCGAGGCUAACGCUGACGAGCUGGACGACGAUGCCGGCGACGACAUUGCCGACUACAACGUCUCGCGCCCGAUGGUGCUUGGCGACAAGGGUGCGGCCGUCCUCAUCGGUGCCAACCGCCACGAGGCCGAGCUUCCGGCCGACGAGCCACAGAUUAGCAACGGCGGCCAGCCCGGUCCGCUCUUUGCCCGCGACGGCUACAUGGUCAUGCAGAUGCCGCCGACACUCCCGCUAGCACCGGUCGAUGCUGCCGAUGCGGGCGCCUCGGGCAGCAACGCCGACGACGACGGCGAUGGCGAGGCCCGCGACAAGAGCACGCUCCGCCGCCAGCGCAUCCCCAUGCACAACUCGGUCCUGCGCCAGGUCGAGCCCGGCAAGAUCGGCAAGAUUGUCGUCCGCGCUUCGGGCCGGACGCAAAUGAUCAUCGGCGGCGUCACCUUUGAACUUCGCGGGGGAACCCAGACUCGCUUUGCCGAGCAGCUGGCUAUUGUCCGCCCGCCUGCUGUUACGCCCGAAGGGCCUCCGGCCGACGGCGAGUGCGGCCACAUCACGUUUGUGGGUCAGGCCGCUGCCCGCCUUGUUGCCAUGCCUGCUCUCGGCGCCACCCAGCGGUAACUCGUGUCUGCCGCCGCUGUUUACUCUCAUCGAAGGUCCUGGAGAACCGAGCUCUGUCGCGACAGCGGUUCGGCCCGCGACGCGCCCAGGACCGCCAUCAGGUCGGCCUUUGCCGUCUCGAGCUCUGCCGCGCCUACCAUGCUCAUACCGAGCGUCUCGUUGAGCGCGUGUAGCAUCGAGUCGUUACCAAAGCCCGAUGCGUUGGGAUCGGCCUCAACGUUCUCCACCUCCCAGCCCACGCUCGGCUUGGUCGCCAGUGCCGACUUGCGCAGCGCCGGCGCCACUGCGGGC
Thecamonas trahens ATCC 50062 is the source of this 1465-nucleotide messenger RNA. RefSeq lists its product as uncharacterized. Gene Ontology annotation, biological process: transcription by RNA polymerase III. The record is from RefSeq and is a predicted model, not a curated record. Gene Ontology annotation, cellular component: RNA polymerase III complex. Lineage: Eukaryota; Apusomonadida; Apusomonadidae. Gene Ontology annotation, molecular function: DNA binding. Bases 14 to 1174 code for a protein of 386 amino acids. The transcript has 2 exons.